Messenger RNA from Leishmania mexicana MHOM/GT/2001/U1103, 822 nucleotides. Its product is annotated as phosphopantetheinyl transferase-like protein. Gene Ontology annotation, cellular component: cytosol. The transcript has a single exon. NCBI's taxonomy places the organism in Eukaryota, Euglenozoa, Kinetoplastea, Trypanosomatida, Trypanosomatidae. Bases 1 to 822 code for a protein of 273 amino acids. Gene Ontology annotation, molecular function: holo-[acyl-carrier-protein] synthase activity; magnesium ion binding. The record is from RefSeq and is a predicted model, not a curated record.
AUGGCGAAACUCCUCGUAGCAAACGCUAGCGCCUGGCAACCUUCACCGGAACAAUUCAGCAGCGCUGUCGAGCAGCUGCACAAAGAAGAUUCCGUUCGCCGCGCAAUCGAGUCGGCGCGGGCUUCCGCCACGCGCCAAGGUUCAAAGCAUCCGAAUCCAGAAAACAAAGCACGCCUCCUGGCCAGGCAUCUCCUCCUGUGCGAGCUAACCGAUUCUGGAAACACGCAAGCCAACCGUCAGCUUUGCAAGAGAGACGUACGUCUUCCUAUCUCAGCAUUUGGAAAGCCACUCACGGCACCGUACCAAGACGGAAAUUACAGUGUCACACACGUGGCCGAGUGGGUGUGCUGCGCCCACUCAACGGCCGCUCCUCUCGGAGUUGACGUGGCCGCUGUACAUCCUCAAGAGAGCGCCACAUUUUCGCUUUGCUUGUCAAACGAAGAGCUUGCACAAGCAGAAGCGGUACCGCGCAAGCAGUGGCCGUCUCUCUUUGCGCUUUUCUGGACUUUAAAGGAAGCUGUGUUAAAGGCCCUCGGCUUGGGCCUCUCGACAAGGCUGCAAAUGUGCGAUAUCUGCCUUGACAGCGUCAAGCUAGAAAACCUAUCGGUCCUUCCAAACGUGGAACCGGCGUCCAUUUACACUGCACCAAAGCACCGUCUGAUGGUCUCACUGCAGGGUAACACUAAGCAGCCGUGGGCUUGCUCGUGUUUCAUGCUCCCCGGAGACCCUCCUCACAUUUUGUCAGUGGUCCUUCGGGAAGAGUUGAUGAACGGUAUCAUUGAGGUAAUGUUUGUGUCUCCUCAAACUGCGCUCCGGAAUUAG